Messenger RNA from Rhododendron vialii, 2589 nucleotides. Its product is annotated as protein DETOXIFICATION 14-like. The record is from RefSeq and is a predicted model, not a curated record. NCBI's taxonomy places the organism in Eukaryota, Viridiplantae, Streptophyta, Magnoliopsida, Ericales, Ericaceae. Gene Ontology annotation, biological process: xenobiotic detoxification by transmembrane export across the plasma membrane. Gene Ontology annotation, cellular component: membrane. Gene Ontology annotation, molecular function: antiporter activity; xenobiotic transmembrane transporter activity. The transcript has 10 exons. The coding region runs from base 820 to 2265 and encodes 481 amino acids.
AAUCUAGAAGUUGAGGCGACUUCCAGUUGGAGAUUCUUCCGCAUGGAUUGUUUCAAAAUCACGAGGCCUUGGAGUCCCUAAUGAUACAGUCUAUGCCCAAUAUCGAGACUCUGCAAAAUCAGAUGUCUGGUUUGUCUUCUCUAAAGCGAUUGAAACUUAAUUGCUGCCGUAAAAUAGGAAAUUUGACAGGACUCGAAAUCCUAAACUCUCUGGACUCACUUGAUAUAAUGGGUUGUGAUAGUCUUACGGACCUUAAGGGCUUGGAAGGCUUAACUUCCCUCAGAUCCUUAUAUAUUCGACACUGUCUCAAGCUAAGGUCGUUAUCGGAGGGAAUGCAACAUCUGACGCUACUCCGAGACUUGCAUAUCAGUGGAUGUCCAGAGAUACAAUCUUUUCCAGAAGGCAUGCGAAAUUUGAAUUCUCUCCAGCGUAUGGCGAUAUCGGAUUGCGAAGGAUUAAUUACUCUACCAAACUGGCUAGGAAACCUCCAGUCGCUAUCAUACUUAGAGAUUCGGCGUUGUAGUAAUCUGAGGUCGCGGUGCAAGAAAGAGAGUGGCGAGGAUUGGCUGAAGAUAGCUCACAUACCCAAUAUUUGGAUCAAGGACGAUUGACAGACAAUCUAGAAGUUGAGAUUCAUGUCCGGCCGCAUAUUUUGAGUCCAGAUUUGAUUGCAUGGUUAAUCAAGAGAAAUCAUCGAAGUUAGUUCCCAGAAUGAAAAGCUGGGGUUUUAGAUGCAGCAUGCUUUCCAUUUUGAAGGGUUCUGGCCUUCACUGUGUUGAAUAACAGAACUUGAAGCCAAAUUAACAUCAGAAGGGGGUGAUGGAAGAGGAUUUGUUGCUGAAAAAUGAAGAUAGGAAGUUGGUGCCAAUCGCACCAAAGGCGUUUGUGGAAGAGCUGAAGAAGGUGACCGCCAUAGCAGCACCGAUGGUGGUGGUGACAAUGUCGCAGUACCUCUUGCGCAUCGCACCCAUGAUAAUGGUGGGACACAUUAGUGAACUUUCCCUCUCCAGUGUGGCAAUUGCCACCUCUCUCACCAACGUUACCGGCUACAGUGUCCUUUUUGGGAUGGCAGGUGCAUUGGAAACCCUGUGUGGGCAAGCUUAUGGAGCAGAGCAGUAUCGAAAGCUUGGAACUUAUACUUAUGGAGCAAUAUUGUCCCUCAUUCUGGUUUGUCUACCAAUAUCUCUUCUCUGGAUCUUUAUGGAUAAACUGCUUGUGUUCUUUGGCCAAGACCCGGUAGUUUCUUUGGAAGCUGGCAAAUAUGCAAUUUGGCUAAUUCCCUCGCUGUUUCCUUAUGCUAUUCUGGAAUCAAUGGUUCCGUACUUGCAAACUCAGAGCUUGAUCCUUCCAAUGCUUUUAUGCUCAACUGUCACGUUAUCUUUUCACAUACCUCUUUGUUUGGCUUUAGUUUUUAAGUCUGGGUUAGGAACUAAGGGAGCGGCAUUGUCAAUUAGUUUGUCGUAUUGGGUGGAUGUGAUCGCACUUGGGAUUUAUUUGAAAUACUCUCCAGCAUGUGAAAAAAGCCGCGCUCCUUUCUCAAGGGAUGUUUUCCUGAGCAUUGGGGAGUUCUUCCGCUUCGCUCUUCCUUCUGCCGGAAUGGUUUGUCUUGAAUGGUGGUCAUUUGAGCUACUCGUUUUGCUGUCAGGGCUUCUAGCAAACCCAGAACUUGAAUCUUCCGUGCUUUCAAUCUGCCUUACAACUACUUCACUGCACUCCCUCAUACCGUAUUCUAUCGGUGCUGCCGCAAGUACUCGGGUUUCAAACGAAUUAGGAGCUGGGAAUCCCCGGGCAGCUCAACUGAGUGUCAGCACUGUGAUGGUUCUUGCUGUUGCAGAGGCAAUUACGGUGAGCGCGGCUCUCUUUUGUUCCCGCUCCAUUCUGGGAUAUGCAUAUAGUAGUGAGAAAGAAGUCGUGGAUUAUGUCAGAGAAAUGACUCCUAUUCUCUGUCUCUCCAUCAUCAUGGACAGCUUAACGGCAAUACUAUCUGGGAUUGCCAGAGGAAGUGGGUGGCAGCAUAUCGGCGCCUAUGUCAAUUUCGGGGCAUAUUAUCUGGUUGGAAUACCAUUGGCUAUUGUAUUGGGUUUUUUUCAAAAUCUAAGAGGCGAGGGGAUUUGGGAUGGAAUCGUGACAGGAACAAUACUGCAAGUCAUUCUGCUUACUUCUGCAACAUGUCUUACUAACUGGCAAGAACAGGCAAAUAAAGCCAGGGAAAGAAUAUUCAAGGGGAGAAUUCGGGCUGAAAAGUUAAUUGAUCAGUUGAACUAGUGGUUCUCAGGACCCUGCUGCUUUUCCAGGCACCAUUUGAUUUGAGACUUCCACAUUUCUCGAGAUGGCCUGUGAUUUUUUACGCUCCUUUUUUACGUUGAGAAGACGGCAAUCGAAUAGAAGUACAAACUUGGUAUCCGAGAUCGAAAUUGUGUUCCAAAAGAUUCAUCUUUCAGAAUUCAGAUUAUCUUCCAUGUUCAAAAUUUUUCUUUUGCUUCCACUAAAGGAUUAAUCAUCCGGUUGUACUUCAAAAAGUUUUAUUCAUUCCCCACAUGCUAUCAUCUUACUGAGUUUUUCCACCAGAAUGAACUCAUGUUUUUUUCC